AUGGACGGUGAGCAAGAAGGGGCAUUCAAGCCUCGCGGCAUCAGAAGCGGUCGUUCGGCCAAACGCAAACGGGAAGCUCAUCAGAGGAGGCAGUUUAUUUUGCAUCCUGAGCAUUACAGUGAUCCAUCACAGGUUCCUGUGGUGCAUCAAGGGGGCCAGCAGCGACCUUUGUAUACACUGCCGACUUGGGAGCCGCAUUACACCUCGGACGAAGAGGAGGUUGAAGUGGUUCAAGUAAUAUCUGAGCCUUCUUCUUCCUCGAAAGCACCUGCGCUCUCUGGUCCUGCGACUUCUCCCAAAUUGCCGCCGCCGAAGGCUGUGAUUCCUGUUGCCGUGGCUCCUGUGCCUGCUUUCCACAGGCUGGCGAAAGUUCCACCGGUAGUCAAUCUUCCUGGUGACUCUGCCGUUGUCAACCCACACACUGGAGUGAUUAGCCACUUGGAUCGAACGUCUGCGAGUCAGAUUCCCAAGGCCUUCGUUUUGGACUUCCACAACGUUCUGGAUCGCUUCUUUCCUGGAGGUGUCGCCUUGGGCAUGGAGUUGGCAUUCCCUACAUUUCGCCCACUCAGGAAUCCGAAAGCAGAAACACUGUUUCAGGCAGAUCAGGCCGAGUCAAAGGUGGAGCGGAAAGGCCUGGAAUUUCUUGAGGCUUCCAUGACCGCGGAGGUUCGGAUGGCUUUUGUUGUGGUGCAGGCGUUGACAGGUGUACAUGACAUGACUGAUGGGGACCUGAGGGGUGCGAGCUUUGACGCCACGAGACGGUACAGGACAGGUGCGGGCUGGCACGCCGGGGACGGCGGGACCCUGCCGGGCGAGGUCCGCCGUGCGAGGUCUCUGACGAUCCGCGGCAUCCGCCUCAACAGCGCGCUGCCGGCCGGCAGCGAGAUUCGGCUCCUGGCACCUUCAGGCAAUGGCUGCUACGAUGGCGGUCCUUGCUGCUACAGCUUCCGGCAGCCCUUCGACGCAUCCCAAGUGCUAAGUGGGCCAGCCCUGGACUUGUCCCGCAGCCGGACCGAAGAGCAGCUGAUGGUGUUGGUGUUCCAAGGAGACCUCAGCGGUGAUGACGGGGCACUGGACCUGGUGGCCACUAGGCUUUGUGGUGCAGAGAGCUGCAGAUUAGAAGUCUUGUCGAUGUGGCCGGCGCAGGUUGUCGCAGAGGCCUUGGCCAUAACGGCGGAGGGCACUGGCACCACUCCUUGGAAGCUGGAGACGCGGUCGGUGACUGGGAGAGUGCUUGGAGUUCAAGGAGACCUCGGCAGUUUCGACCAGCUGGCGGCGUUCGACUUCCUUGUGGUGACAGCUACCACCGCUGCAGCCGGUGCGGUCUUCGACCUUGCUGUCUUCUUCGCCAUGCCGGCGCACUUCGAUUUGCCUGGAGGCUCCCUGCUCCGCCUCCGGGCGCCCCUCGGCGCGGCCUUCGCCACUGGCGCCACCGGGCUGGAGCUGCCCACUGCCGUGCGGCUUGGCUUUUGGUGCGGCUUGGCUCGGCUCGCCUCCGCCACCCGGCUCAAAGUUCUUGGGGUGGCCAAAACAGAACCUUACGGGAGCGGACAGGUCCGCCCGAUGCCACCCAAGACCUCGUGCCUUGCGAGCGCCGAUGCCCGGACGCUGACGAUCACGCUGGAUCUCGAUGGCUUGACGCAAGGCGCAACGUACGCUUUCCAGUGGCCAGCUCAGCGAGUCGUGGGCCAAGAGGCCUCCUGGCGCCCUUUGACCGCAGCUGGGGCGACUGGUCAUUUUGCAGAUUUGCUGCUGGCAGACGAGGUUGCUUCGGCGCCGCGCCUCGGCAGUUGGAGCUUGGAAGCUCUCCGGGCCGGCAAGCGACUGCUGAAGUCCGAGGUCUUUGCCACGGGCCUGGAGAUGAAGUCCUUGAGCCCUGUGUGGCUGCUUCCCAUGCGGCCCUUCUACGGCCAGGAGUGCCUGGUCUUUGUCGUCUUCUCCCUCGGCGGAUUUGCGUUUGCACCGACGGCCCGGCUUAGACUCAAGCUGCAGUCCGGUCAAGCGGGUGCUACUGAGCGCCUUCGCUUCCUCAGCUGUGAGCGCCAGGAGGCGCUGCUGCGCCAGGGCGCUUGGGCGCAGCCGCUGGCGUUUGGAACGGAGGCCUUCGUGGCCUCACAGACUGGGGGAAGCCUUGCUGGGGACUCGGCUCUGGCCACGGUGGCCUUCGAGAACUGCGUCCUGGGCCAAGGUGCCUUGCAGAGCAACGAAAGCUCCAUGCGGAGCUUCGAGGAGCUUCAAAGCAGCUGGCUUUCAGCAACAGGACUGGAGAUGACGCUGGAUUUGCAAACGCAACUGGACCCUGCAUCGGAACAGUAUCUGCUUGUGAUUGCUUUGCUGAAUCCCCCGCGGUCCAGUGGUGUUGCAGAGGACCAAAUGAUAAUCGAGGUAAUCGACGGAUCUGGCGAGGGUGAGCGAGCCGCCGCCCGGUCUCCAGAUCUUCGCACCUAUGCUUUAGCAAGCGAGAUGAAACUGACACACUGGAGCCACAGCACGUCUUACACUUCAGCCUGGAAUCAACUGAUCCUGGAAUUCCAGCCGGUGACCGUUCUUUCAGACAGACAGGCCGAAGCUGUGGGCUUCUUGUUGCUGGCGCCGCCCACCUUCGUGUUCACAGAGAAAUCCUGCGAAGAUCUGGUUCUCCAACGGACGCUGAUGUCAGAAGACCUUCAGACCGGCGAACUCACAAGCCGGCCGCUAUUCCUGGAGGAGCGACCGGGCUGCGAGGUUGUUUCUUCGGAGUGGUUGCGGGAAGGGGGGUACUACCAGCACCAGCUGACCAUCUUCCUUCCUCCACUUGUUGGCUUCCGAACGGACUUGCGCUACCGCCUGGAGGUCGCGGUGCGGAAUCCGCCUCUGCCCUUGGGCGCCGACCUCCUGAAGCGCGCGCUGCGCGACAAGACGUCGCCGAAGUUCUCCACGUCGCCAUUCUUGGUUGCGGCUCUCAAUGUUUGGCGAAUCUGCACAUUUGUCUGGGCGGCCGGCGACACUGGCAAAGGCGAUGUGCCGUUCGCAGUGGGCAGGGGAAUGGCAGCCUUUGGUCGCUUGGGGGGCAUCUCGAAGGUUGACGAGGUGGCCUGGAAGGGUUUCGACGUGGUUGUGAACACCUGA
Molecule: messenger RNA, 3108 nt
Organism: Symbiodinium natans
Lineage: Eukaryota; Dinophyceae; Suessiales; Symbiodiniaceae
Source: the annotation of a GenBank genome assembly